AGAACGAUAAUUCUGAAAAAGCGAGAACUGCACCAGAGCGAAAAAAAGAACCUAGUAGUACAACCCCGGAUAUUACAGGACCUGCUGGACUAGGUACUAGUUCUAUUUCAUCACUACCUGGAGCGGACACAAGAACGUUGUCACCAAAGGAGGCCCGCGAGCAGAUGUCAGGAGCUCUAGGGAGUCUCACAAAGACUCUCGGCACUUCUUACGAUCUGCUGCCUUAUGGAAGCGCGCUAACAGGCGUUGCGACUCUUCCCG
Molecule: messenger RNA, 261 nt
Organism: Amoebophrya sp. A25
Lineage: Eukaryota; Dinophyceae; Syndiniales; Amoebophryaceae
Source: the annotation of a GenBank genome assembly